Molecule: messenger RNA, 2148 nt
Organism: Acanthosepion pharaonis
Lineage: Eukaryota; Metazoa; Mollusca; Cephalopoda; Sepiida; Sepiidae
Source: the annotation of a GenBank genome assembly
AUGGACGUCCUUAUCCAUCUUUCUACAUUCAUAUUAUUCGCUUGUUUUGACGCGUUUUUAUUCUUCUUUUUGUGUGUUCUGCUUUUUUCCUUCUUUUUCCCUUUUUUUUCUCUCCUUUUCCUUUUCUUUUUCUGUCGCCCACUUCCUCUUCUCUGUUUCUAUUUAUGGUCCACUUUUUCUAUUUUCUUUGAGGUCUUUAUUUCUUUUUGUCCUUUUUCAUCACAUGUUGCCCUUUCCUCUUUUUUCUUUUCCGUUACCCAGUCUUCACUUCUAAAAGACUUUUCCUUUUUCUUUUAUUUCUCUUUCUUUUGCCGUCUCCUCAUUCUCUCCCCUUUCUUUCCCUCUCUCCCCGCUUUUAUUUCCCCGCUAACGAGCAACCACCCUUUCCCACUCUCGUCAUCACACAGUCCCUUCUCCGUUCUUUCGGAUAUGCCAACCUAUUUUUUAUUUCAUUUUACUUGGCGUUUUUCUUUAAAUUUUUUCUUCUUCCCUUCAUAUUUCUUCUUUACAUCGAUCCUCUCUUUAAUUCUUUCUCUCCGUCUCUCUCUCUCUCUCCACUUCCUUCCUUCCUUCCUUCCUUCCUUCCUUCCUUCCUUCCUUCCUUCCUUCCUUCCUUCCUUCCUUCCUUCCUUCCUUGUGUUUGUGAUCGAAGCCAUGAUUUUAUUACAGACGAAUAUUUCGAGAAGGCUAAUAUCAUUUUAUAUUAGGAUUUGUGUGGCCUGCCUAUCUAUCUAUCUAUCUAUCUAUCUAUCUAUCUAUCUAUCUAUCUAUCUAUCUAUCUAUCUAUCUAUCUAUUACUGUCUUUCUUUCUUUCUUUCUUUCUUUCUUUCUUUCUUUCUUUCUUUCUUUCUUUCUUAUUUUGUUGACGUUUACAGCAAUAAUGCCCCCUCCCGCACCUUCAUAUGUAUUUUUUUUUCUGUAUUCCUUCCUUUCUUUUUGUUUCCGGUCUAUCACGAAAUUCUUUCAUAUUCUUCUUUUUUUCUUAUUUGUCAUUGUUUUGCUCUCGCUUGUUCUCUCAAUGUAUCGCGUCAUCUCAUUUCUCUCUUUUUGCGUAAUGCAUUCUUUGUCUCUCAUUCUUUUCUCCUCCAAAUUAAUUUCAUUUGUGCUUCGUGUCAACAUCUUACUUUCACUUUUACAAAUUUUCUCUGUCUCUUUCCUUCUGCUUCCCGACUAUUUGAUCUAUCUAUCUAUCUAUCUAUCUAUCUAUCUAUCUAUCUAUCUAUCUAUCUAUCUAUCUAUCUAUCUAUGUAUUAUAAGUUUGUAUAUCUUAAGAGACAGAUACUCAUACAGACUGACAGAUCUAUCUAUCUAUCUAUCUAUCUAUCUAUCUAUCUAUCUAUCUAUCUAUGUAUUAUAAGUUUGUAUAUCUUAAGAGACAGAUACUCAUACAGACUGACAGAUCUAUCUAUCUAUCUAUCUAUCUAUCUAUCUAUCUAUCUAUCUAUCUAUCUAUCUAUCUAUCUAUCUUAUUCCAUUUGUAUUUUUAAGUUCUCUGAUGAGCAAACCAUCUAUCUAUCUAUCUAUCUAUCUAUCUAUCUAUCUAUCUAUCUAUCUAUCUAUCUAUCUAUUUUCGUACCUGCUUGUCGCUUUAAAUGCCAUCUUCCUUUGCCGUUUCUCCACCCCUUGUUCGAGACUAUCCCUUCCCUGGUCCUUCCUCGAAAGACCGCCAAUAAACUGACAUUUGCUUUCAUCUUGAUCGAUCGAUUUUCCGGCCAUUCUUCACGGCUGCUGGCCGGAAGAAGCGUGCGUGUCUGUUCACAUCUGCACCUCCAUUCUCUUCUACCGUCGCGCCUUGAAGCACUUUCAGAACCUUCUCCUCUUUCUAUAUCUAAAAACAUUCUAUCUAUUGAACACUCUUUCCCUCUCCCCUUCUUUCUUUACCUCUCUCUAUAUAUACACAUUCAAAUCAUUUUUAUCUUUCGAUGCGAAAGCUUUGUUCAUUUUCAUUUCUUUUUUCUUAAAAGAUUCUUUCUCUUCUUUAUCUUCUUCAGUUGGAACAAACUCUUUUUUACUCCAUUUUCCCUAUUUUCAUUAUCAACCAAAUGGAACAGAAAUGUUUUUCCUGUAUUAUUUAAUCAGUCUAUAAACACGACGCCAUUUUCAUUUUCAUUGUCCUCUGAUGUUCUUCAUAACAUUUUUGACCUCUAA